CGCGAUAUGCCGUUCAAGCACAAUUAAGUUCCUGUUUCUGGCACAAUAAAGGGAUUGGUUUAUGGAUUGUGCACACACACACACACACUCACUCAGCCGCACUUUGACGUUUUCAGUGGAUGCGCCCGUCUCACCUUGACGAGCUGACUGCUGAAACGAACGCCUGCAUCGCUAUAUAAAUAAGUGCGCAGUCGACAUCAAUCUCGUCCAAGCCACGCUCUCCUCGCAGCCCGCAGCCCGCAGCCCGCAGCCGACUGACGACUUCCGACCUACAUACCAUCCUCGAGCGUUGUCCAGCACAGCCCAACACCAGCAUCAUGUCCGACGAAGCGCCCGAUCCCGUAGUGCUUCGAGCAGUCCCCUCCACCAACGUAUUCAGAUCGGACAUUUUCGCAGGCAAAGUGUUGUUGUGUUCUGGGGGAGGCUCGGGCAUCUGCAAGGGCAUGGUAGCGACGAUGAUGAAGCACGGAUGCAACGCUGCCAUCAUCGGAAGGAAAGCGGACAGGUUGAAUGCUGCUUCGAAGGAACUGGAAAAGGAGGCUGGCAAUGGAACAAAGUGCAUCGCUACUCCCGGCGAUGUCAGAAAGAUUGAGGAUAUGAACGAGAGCGUCAAAAAGACCAUCGCAGAGUUUGGAAGAAUCGACUUUGUCAUCUGUGGAGCGGCAGGCAACUUUCUGGCCAGCUUGGAAAGCCUCUCGUCCAACGCCUUCAAGACGAUUCAAGAGAUCGAUCUGCUGGGCACAUACAAUCUCUUCAAGGCUUCUCUCGACGAGGUCAAAAAGUCCCACGGCGCAUAUGUUCACGUCACAGCGACGCUUCAUCACACCGGUAUUCCCUGGCAGAGUCCAGCAUCAGCAGCCAAGGCGGCCAUCGAGACGCUAUCGCAGAGCAUAGCAGUGGAGAUGGGUCCGUGGGGUGUCAGGUCCAACUGCAUCGCUCCUGGCAUCAUCAAGGGUACCGAGGGUGCAGACAGGCUGACUCCAAAGGGCGCCGAGGACUACGUAGCUAGUCAAAUCCCGUUGCAGCGUCAAGGAGACUUGCACGACAUUGCAAACGCUACCGUAUUCCUCUUUUCAGAAGCGGCUUCCUACAUCAACGGCACGGUUGUCAUCGUCGAUGGUGCAGCUCGCAAUUUCCCUGGUCCUUUUUUGCCCUACCCGACCAGCUCCCUGGACCAAAAAUCCAUCGCAGACAUUGUCAAGGGCAGUCGAUUGUAAAAAGCUGGUGCUCACACGCGCAGCUGCACCCUUUGUCUCAACUUCUACGCGUCUGACUUGGUCGAGGACAAAAGUUUGGAUGCGCAAGUGCGGCCUCAUGAACAUGCGCGGCGUUGAUACCGGAGAGUUUGCUACACAUACAUUAAUUAUUGGGAAUGAAAUGGUUGCUCGCCUGAUCUAAGA
This is a messenger RNA of Ceraceosorus guamensis, 1400 nucleotides long. Its product is annotated as NAD(P)-binding protein. Bases 318 to 1217 code for a protein of 299 amino acids. Gene Ontology annotation, biological process: fatty acid catabolic process. Gene Ontology annotation, molecular function: 2,4-dienoyl-CoA reductase (NADPH) activity. The transcript is spliced from 8 exons. Lineage: Eukaryota; Fungi; Basidiomycota; Exobasidiomycetes; Ceraceosorales; Ceraceosoraceae. The record is from RefSeq and is a predicted model, not a curated record.